Messenger RNA from Entamoeba invadens IP1, 918 nucleotides. RefSeq names its product elongation factor-1alpha, putative. The annotation marks the transcript as partial. Gene Ontology annotation, molecular function: GTPase activity; translation elongation factor activity. Lineage: Eukaryota; Evosea; Mastigamoebida; Endamoebidae. Gene Ontology annotation, biological process: translation; translational elongation. The record is from RefSeq and is a predicted model, not a curated record. The transcript has a single exon.
GUCGAUGGUGACAAACACAACUUGGACUGCACGUAUGAAGGGACUUUUUUGGACAUCAUCAACACAUUGGCGAACGCAAAUGUCUCGAAAGUGAUUGUCGCGAUCAACAAAAUGGACGCGAUGAAGUGGUCGGAGACCAAAUUCAAGAACGUUGUGAACUUUGCGGAGAGCGUGAUCAAGUCGUCGGGUGUUGACUUUAAUAAUAUCCGAUAUAUCCCUAUUAGUGGGUUGAGCGGAGAGAAUCUGACGUCGCCGUGUAACCAAUGCAAGUGGUGUAAAGACUGUUUGUUAGACAUCAUCGUGCAAGAGAGUGGAGGGUAUCGUAAUGUCGAAGGACCACUUCGAAUGGUCAUCAACGAGUCGACGCGACAAGGGAAUGGAAGUAUUGUGAGCGGACAUAUUCUUCGUGGAGUGAUAGCGGAGCGUGAUAAUGUGAUUGUGGGCCCAAUGAUGGAGAGUUUUGUUGUGAAAAGAAUGAAGAAAGGGAAUGAUAUGGUGGACUACGCAGGUGCUGGUGAUAUCACCGAAUUGUUGGUUGAAGGCCCAGACCGCUCGAUUGGGAAGUAUCAAGUCAUUGGGAAUCCCGAGAGUUUGCCUGUCGGUGUGAGGAAGUUUGACGCAACAGUCAAAUUGAAUACCUUCGACAUGAGCAUUCGAAGAGGGACUUUAAUGCAGUUGUAUACAUGGAGUGGGAAUAGUCCAUGUGUCUUUGCACGUAUCAUGUUUUCUGGUGUUCGUGACGUUCAUGUGAAGCCAAAGAAACUGAGUGGUAAGGUCGAGGCAAGUGUUGAAAUCAUAUUGCAGAAACCACUUGUUCUUGAAAUCGGCGCCACUGGAAAAAACCUCGGAAAGUUCUUUUUAAGAUGCAACAAGACUACAAUAGGGUCCGGAGUCGUCACUGAAAUUAAAGAUAACUGA